AUGGAUGAAGCGCUCGCAAAUGAGCAUUUUACUGACGAGGAUCGACUUCGCUUUUCGCAAAGAAAAUUGGACUUUCUGGAAGAUUUGGGAACCGAUAUAGAAGUGCUCCAAAAACACCUGGAAUAUCACGAAACACUCCAGAAAAACAUUGAAAGCGUUGCGGUGGCGAACAAACGGAGCGCCGAGACUUUGGGCAUUGGGAUACCAAUGGAGAAGAAAAUGCGAGCAGAAACAACCUCCGUGACAUAUUCCACCCCGCAAUAUUAUGGAGUUGUUCCGAGCGUAGAUAAUGGCAAGUUUUAA
Molecule: messenger RNA, 303 nt
Organism: Gongylonema pulchrum
Lineage: Eukaryota; Metazoa; Nematoda; Chromadorea; Rhabditida; Gongylonematidae
Source: the annotation of a GenBank genome assembly